Molecule: messenger RNA, 552 nt
Organism: Dipodomys ordii (Ord's kangaroo rat)
Lineage: Eukaryota; Metazoa; Chordata; Mammalia; Rodentia; Heteromyidae
Product: dual specificity phosphatase 21-like
Exons: 1
Coding region: 1-552 (183 amino acids)
Biological process (GO): protein dephosphorylation
Molecular function (GO): MAP kinase tyrosine/serine/threonine phosphatase activity
Source: RefSeq, a predicted model, not a curated record
AUGACAACACUUUCGAGUCCUCUUGCAUCUCAGGCUGUACAAGAGGUCACCAGCCAGGACCUCUCCCAAAUAACAAGUACCCUUUAUAUCAGUAAUGGUGCCGCUGCCAAUAACCAACAAGUGCUGUCUAGCAAUCGCAUCACAUCAGUGAUCAAUGCCACAAAGGAAGUGGUGAAUACCAUCUUCGACAACAUUCGGUAUGUACAGAUACCCGUGGAAGAUAGCCCCACGGCCUACCUCUAUACGUUUUUUGACCCAGUUGCUGAUCACAUCCAUAACGUAGAAUUGAAGUUUGGCCGUACCCUGCUACAUUGCGCUGCAGGAGUGAGCCGCUCACCUUCACUCUGCAUGGCAUACCUCAUGAAAUAUCAUUCUAUGUCCCUGCUGGACGCCCAUACCUGGACCAAAUUGUGCCGCCCGGUCAUCCGGCCCAACGAUGGCUUUUGGGAGCAACUUAUCUAUUAUGAGUUCAGGCUGUUUAAUAAGAACACUGUGCGCAUAGUCAACUCCCGGAGGGGUUUGAUUCCCAGCGUCUAUGAAAAAGACUGCUAA